AUGUCUCAGAGUUCUCCCUCAAAGAAAUCUUCUCCUUCCUCUGAAACAGCAUCAGGUUCUAGGGCACCCAAUGUUGUGAGUGAUCAAGAUGUUGUGUUGGAUGUUGUGCCAUUGAACUCUGUUCCUGCUACCGAUCCUGUUCGUAGUCUACCAAGAAAGAUGCAUGCAAGAAAAUCAACUGGUGGAUCUGUUCCUGAAACUUUUUCUGUUCAAGGUAGAGAGGGUUCUGCUUAUGUUCACAAUGCGAUCGCAGAUGAUCAAGAUGGUCAAGAUGAUGCUAGCAAAGAUCAGGGUGAUGUUGAGACAUCUGCUGAUAACAAUGAUGAGAAGACCCCAGGUGCCAAAGAUGUUGAGACAUCUGAAGCUGUCAAUGUUGAAACAUCUGAUACUAAAGAUGCUGAGAUUCUUGAACCUGAAAAAGCUGAAGAGGUUCCUGUUGCUCCUUCUAAAGAAACCCUUAAUGAAGGCCCUACUGUGCAUGAUGUGGUGAAUCUGGAUGAUCUGGAUGAUUCUAUUGACAUUGCUGAUGAUGAGCUCAUCUCUAGCAUCUCUCAUAGAGUCAAGACUCGUAAGGGCAAACAGGCUUGUGAUCAAGAUUUCUCCAAACCUCAGGUUACUCCUCAAAAGAAGGUCACUAUAAAGAAGGUCAAGAAAGUCCUUGCUGAACCUUCAACCAUUGGGAGCAAGGUUGCUGCGAAGAAAAGGAAGGAAAGAAGUGUUUCUGUCCCUGAAGACGAUGUCUUAAGUGAUGUAAUCACUGGUGGUAAGGUUAAGAAGUGGCCCAUAAAGAGCAAAUUGUCUGCUAGUUCUCUUAAUGUCAGGUAUGCAUUGCUGCACAAAAUUGGUGCUGCUAACUGGGUGCCUACCUAUCACACUUCUACCAUUGCUGUUGGCCUAGGAAGAUUCAUAUAUGCUGUGGGAACCAAGACAAAAUUUGACUAUGGGACUUACAUAUUUGAUCAAACUAUGAGGCAUGUUGGUACCUCUGCUACCAAGCUUCCCAUUGCUUUCCCAUCUCUGAUAUGUGGGAUAAUCCUCAAGCAACACCCUGGAAUUCUGAAAAGUAAAGAUUCUGUGUGUAAGAGGGAGAGUGCUUUGUCUUUUCACUACAAGCUGCUUCAGAGGUCUGAUGACAUGACAUCUGCUGGGACAUCACAACCCAGCAAGUCUGUGAACAAAGCCCUUCUUAUUGCUGAGCUGAAAGAGACUUGUCAAGAGUUGGACAACAGGAAGCUGAAACUUGAAAAGCUCAUCCAAAGUCUUGAGCAGUCUACAGAUGAUGACCUUGCUGGUGAGAGGGAUGGUGACAAUAUGGAUGAAGAUGAAGAGGCUGAGGAAGAGGCUGAGGAUGCUGAGGCUGAGGGUGCUGAAAGUGGGAGUAGUGAUGCUGCUGAAGAGACUAGUAGCUCAAGUGAUGACAAUCCUGAUGGCUCUAGUGAUGAAGACAGUGAUGGGUCUGAUGAUUAG
This is a messenger RNA of Vicia villosa (hairy vetch), 1467 nucleotides long. RefSeq lists its product as uncharacterized. Bases 1 to 1467 code for a protein of 488 amino acids. The transcript has 3 exons. The record is from RefSeq and is a predicted model, not a curated record. Lineage: Eukaryota; Viridiplantae; Streptophyta; Magnoliopsida; Fabales; Fabaceae.